This is a messenger RNA of Knipowitschia caucasica, 579 nucleotides long. NCBI's taxonomy places the organism in Eukaryota, Metazoa, Chordata, Actinopteri, Gobiiformes, Gobiidae. The record is from the annotation of a GenBank genome assembly.
AUGAUUAAAGCAAUCUUAAUAUUCAACAACCAUGGCAAGCCUCGGCUCAUCCGUUUUUAUCAAUAUUUUGCAGAGGACAUGCAACAGCAGAUCAUUCGGGAGACAUUUCAUUUAGUGUCUAAGAGGGAUGACAACGUCUGCAACUUCCUGGAGGGAGGCAGUCUUAUCGGUGGAUCAGACUACAAAUUGAUUUACCGUCAUUAUGCCACUCUCUACUUUGUUUUUUGUGUCGACUCUUCUGAGAGCGAACUUGGCAUUUUGGAUCUUAUCCAGGUCUUUGUGGAGACCUUGGAUAAGUGCUUUGAAAAUGUGUGUGAACUCGACCUCAUAUUUCAUAUGGACAAGGUCCAUUAUAUCUUGCAGGAGGUGGUGAUGGGAGGAAUGGUGCUGGAAACCAACAUGAAUGAGAUAGUAGCUCAAGUAGAAGUGCAGAAUCGAAUGGAGAAGUCAGAGGGAGGUCUAUCAGCAGCCCCAGCUCGAGCUGUCUCAGCCGUGAAAAAUAUGAAUCUGCCUGAGAUUCCCCGCAAUAUUAACAUUGGAGACAUUAAUAUCAAGGUUCCCAGCCUCUCCCCUUUCUGA